AUUUUCCUUGAAGUCCAGCUAAGAAUGCAACCAACAAUAAAGUGAAAAAGCUGUGCAGCUGAAGAACCAUCCUUCUACUUGGUGAAAAUGUCUCUUAUUUUUUGACAACAAUUAACGAACAAUGGGGUCAAACACACUUGGGAAGGCUGCAACAUUAGAUGAGCUUUUGAACACUUGUAUUGAAAUGUUUGAUGACAAGGGAAAUCAGUGCUCCAGCCAUUUGCCAAGAACUUUUCUUUUAAUGCAUCGGUGGUAUUUGCCUUCCACAGAGCUGGCUGGCAAGCUUCUUUCUACGUAUAGAGAUGCCAAUGGGGAGAACUGCAACGAAUUCAGAUUAAAAAUCUGCUAUUUCAUGAGAUACUGGAUUUUGGAAUUUCCUGCGGAGUUUAACUUGGAUCUUGGGCUGAUUCGUUUGACUGAAGAAUUUCGAGAAGUAGCCAGCCAGCUGGGAUAUGAGGAUCACAUCCAUUUCAUUGAUAUAUCCAGCAUUCCUUCCUAUGACUGGAUGAGAAGAGUUACACAGAGGAAGAGGAUUUCCAAGAAAGGAAAAGCCUGUCUGCUGUUUGACCAUUUGGAGCCCAUUGAGCUAGCUGAACAUCUCACUUUUCUGGAGCAUAAAUCUUUCAGGAGAAUUUCUUUCACAGACUACCAAAGCUAUGUGAUCCAUGGCUGCUUGGAGAACAAUCCUACUUUGGAGAGAUCUAUUGCUUUAUUUAAUGGUAUUUCCAAAUGGGUCCAGCUCAUGGUUCUCAGCAAGCCAACACCCCAGCAAAGGGCAGAAGUAAUCACAAAAUUUAUUAAUGUUGCACAGAAGCUCCUUCAACUGCAGAACUUCAACACACUGAUGGCAGUUGUGGGAGGCCUAAGCCACAGCUCUAUUUCUCGGCUGAAAGAGACUCAUUCUCAUCUGACUUCAGAAGUCACAAAGGACUGGAAUGAAAUGACAGAGUUGGUCUCCUCCAAUGGAAACUACUGCAACUACCGCAAGGCUUUUUCUGACUGUGUUGGCUUCAAAAUUCCUAUUUUAGGAGUUCAUUUGAAAGACUUGAUUGCUGUCCAUGUCAUUUUCCCUGACUGGAUAGAUGAGAACAAAGUUAACAUAGUGAAAAUGCAGCAGCUUUCCAUCACCUUGACUGAACUAGUUUCCCUGCAAACUGCCUCUCAUCAUUUAGAGCCUAAUAUGGAUUUAAUCAACCUCCUAACU
Apaloderma vittatum (bar-tailed trogon) is the source of this 1204-nucleotide messenger RNA. RefSeq names its product ras guanyl-releasing protein 3. Gene Ontology annotation, biological process: Ras protein signal transduction; positive regulation of GTPase activity. Gene Ontology annotation, molecular function: guanyl-nucleotide exchange factor activity. The transcript has 8 exons. Gene Ontology annotation, cellular component: plasma membrane. The record is from RefSeq and is a predicted model, not a curated record. NCBI's taxonomy places the organism in Eukaryota, Metazoa, Chordata, Aves, Trogoniformes, Trogonidae. The annotation marks the transcript as partial.